Molecule: messenger RNA, 276 nt
Organism: Strongylus vulgaris
Lineage: Eukaryota; Metazoa; Nematoda; Chromadorea; Rhabditida; Strongylidae
Source: the annotation of a GenBank genome assembly
AUGAAGGGAUUAAGCGACUCGCCACAACAAUUUGUCCCAAAACGUGCCGUUAUUGUUGCCUUACUCCUGCAUGGAAUUGUCCGGAUAGCCCGUGUGAAAGGUGUAUACGUCUUCAAGUAUUCCAUGACAAAUCAAUCAGUAUCAUCUCAUCCUAUGAUCAAAAUUGUGUUCGUGGUUGAGGACGCCAAUAUUAUCAUGUGUCGACGUUAUAUUAUGACAAUCGAACUCACAGCACAGCAUUUGCGUCACUUGUUCGAUGGAUUCAACGAUCCCUGA